This is a messenger RNA of Brassica rapa (field mustard), 818 nucleotides long. RefSeq names its product ethylene-responsive transcription factor WIN1-like. Gene Ontology annotation, molecular function: DNA-binding transcription factor activity; DNA binding. The record is from RefSeq and is a predicted model, not a curated record. Lineage: Eukaryota; Viridiplantae; Streptophyta; Magnoliopsida; Brassicales; Brassicaceae. Gene Ontology annotation, biological process: regulation of DNA-templated transcription.
CUCGUCAUCAAGAAUUCCUACUCUUCUCUCUGACAAAGAACACAAAGUAAGUAAGAAUGGUACAGACGAAGAAAUUCAGAGGUGUCAGGCAACGCCAUUGGGGUUCAUGGGUCGCUGAGAUUCGUCAUCCUCUCUUGAAAAGGAGGAUUUGGCUGGGGACGUUUGAGACUGCGGAGGAGGCAGCAAGAGCCUACGACGAGGCCGCCGUUUUAAUGAGCGGCCGCAACGCCAAGACCAACUUCCCCCUCAAGAACAACAGCACCAUAGACACGUCUGAGAGCAAAACCGACAUUUCAGCCUCAGCCUCUGCAUCUUCAUCACUCUCUUCCAUCCUCAGCGCCAAACUGAGGAAAUGCUGCAAGUCUCCUUCGCCAUCACUCACCUGCCUCCGUCUUGACACGACCAGCUCCCACAUUGGUGUUUGGCAGAAACGCGCCGGUUCCAAGUCUGAUUCCAGUUGGGUCAUGACGGUGGAGCUUGGCCCCGCCGGCCCCUCCCAUGAGCCUACUAGAAAAGCUUCACUAGACGAUGUUGGUCUGGCCACUGAGGUUGGCGACGGCGAAGAAGAAGGUGCAAUGGACGAGGAAGAGAAGGUUGCUUUGCAAAUGAUAGAGGAGCUUCUCAAUACAAACUAAAUAAUAUUUGCUUAUUUAUAAUAUAAACCUAUUGUAUUGCUGAUUUACAGCCAUAAUUAUCAAUUAUACCCUAAUGUUUAUACAUCGUGUUUAUAUUUACAUGUGUUAUAUAUUGUAUCCUCAUUUUAUGUCCAAUAAAAUAUUAGUAUUUGUAACUACAAUCCAGGAACCCAUUUCCUUUGA